This is a messenger RNA of Xyrauchen texanus (razorback sucker), 1608 nucleotides long. RefSeq lists its product as uncharacterized. Lineage: Eukaryota; Metazoa; Chordata; Actinopteri; Cypriniformes; Catostomidae. Gene Ontology annotation, molecular function: nucleic acid binding. Bases 547 to 1185 code for a protein of 212 amino acids. The record is from RefSeq and is a predicted model, not a curated record. The transcript is spliced from 2 exons.
CUGAUGAAAUCAGAGCUACUGUGAUUGACCAUGUUCUUGUCCAUGGUAGAGCAUGAGGGAGGCUGGACAAAGGGUACAACCAAACAUCAGUAGAUUCACUGUGUCCACCAUAAUCUGAAGAUUUAGAGAAGAGAACAGAAUUGAAAGACUGCCACAUGGGGGUGGGAGGACAGGUAUGUUCUCCCCACACCAAGAGACCCUAAUUGUUGAUAUGGUCCGUGAGAACAAUGCCAUUACUGUAAACUGAGUGAAAUUCAGCAGAAGAUCAUUGAGGAUCAUGUAAAUUUUGAGGGUAUCAACAGUGUCAGCCUCUACUGUUGAUCGUGUCCUCAAGCGCAACAGACUGCACAUGAAACAGCUAUACAGAGUGCCCUUUGAUCGCAACUCAGACAGAGUCAAAGAGCAAAGAUUCCAGUAUGUACAGGUUGGCAUAUAUCCAGACACAUUCAAUGUUGAUUACUCUUAGUGAUUUACUGUAGUGGCCUAAAUCACUUUCCGUAUCACUUACAAAACUAUAUCUAUUUCUACUGAGGGUUUUUCAACUGGAUGCAAUGGAAAGACCCCAUGAAUACAUCUACAUGGAUGAAGCUGGGUUUACAUAAUCUCACGAAAAGGAGAAAGAGAGGCCGUAAUGUGAUUGGCCAUCAGGCCAUUGUUGGUGUUCCUGGGCAGCGUGGUGGCAAUGUCACAUUAUGUGCUGCCAUCAGCAAUCAUGGGGCUGUCCACCAUCAUGCCAACCUGGGGCCCUACAACACUCACCAGCUCCUCAUUUCCCUCAAUCACAUGCGAGAUGCUCUGUUAGGGCAGCAGGAUGAGCAUCCCAUCUAUGUUGUUGUUUGGGACAAUGUGAGUUUUUACAGAGCCCUCCAGGUUAGAGAGUGGUUCAAUAUGAACCAAGGUUUUAUCAAUCUUUGCCUUCCACCGUACUCCCCUUUCCUAAACCCCAUUGAGGAAUUCUUCUCAUGGCGGUGGAAGGUAUAUGAACGCCAACCUUACACCAGGGUAAAUCUCCUGCAAGCCAUGGGACUUGCCUGUGGUGACAUAGGUGUGGAGGCAUGCCAAGCCUGGAUACGGCAUGCCAGGGGUUUUUUACCCCAUUGCCUGGCCAGACAAAAUGUGGCCUGUGAUGUGGAUGAAGUCCUGUGGCCUGACCCAGUACGGAGACAUGACGCUGUGGCUGAGUAAUGCACUUAUUUGUAUAUUUUUGUACUUUAUUUUUACAUGGGCAUACUGUACACAAGUGGCUACGUGUAAAUGCACAAGAUUUCUGUUUUGUCUUUUUGUACACGUGCUAAAUGCACAGGUUUUUUUUGUUUUGCAACAUGCAUUUAGCCUGAACAAUAAACAUUUAUUUCUCCAGCUUCAUGUCCUGAGCAUUGUGUUUUCUACUUUUCUACGUAGUGUUUAGUGACUGUUCAGUAGUGUUUUUAAUUUUGAUUGACUCUGGGCACGAUUUGACAACAUAGUUCAGUUUUGAGCACAGAUUGAACUGUUUUGAGGUGAAAGUUUGGUUUUGCAAGAAGAGCCUGAGGUUUUGUGAAUGUAACUUGAAAAUUGGGUUUUGUGCUCACAGUUUAGAGAAAAGGAGAGCAGCUUUCAAGAAAUGUG